Messenger RNA from Mesoplodon densirostris (Blainville's beaked whale), 465 nucleotides. It is a transcript of the gene MB, whose product is annotated as myoglobin. Gene Ontology annotation, biological process: oxygen transport. The record is from RefSeq and is a predicted model, not a curated record. Bases 1 to 465 code for a protein of 154 amino acids. NCBI's taxonomy places the organism in Eukaryota, Metazoa, Chordata, Mammalia, Artiodactyla, Ziphiidae. The transcript is spliced from 3 exons. Gene Ontology annotation, cellular component: extracellular exosome. Gene Ontology annotation, molecular function: heme binding; oxygen binding.
AUGGGGCUCAGCGAAGCAGAAUGGCAGUUGGUGCUGCAUGUCUGGGCGAAGGUGGAGGCUGAUCUCUCAGGCCACGGGCAGGAAAUCCUCAUCAGGCUCUUUAAGGGUCAUCCUGAGACCCUGGAGAAAUUUGACAAGUUCAAGCACCUGAAGUCAGAGGCUGAGAUGAAGGCCUCAGAGGACCUGAAGAAGCAUGGCCACACCGUGCUCACCGCCCUGGGGGGCAUCCUCAAGAAGAAGGGUCAUCAUGAGGCGGAGCUGAAGCCCCUGGCCCAGUCGCAUGCCACCAAGCACAAGAUCCCCAUCAAGUACCUGGAGUUCAUCUCGGACGCCAUCAUCCACGUUCUGCACAGCAAGCAUCCUAGUGACUUUGGUGCCGACGCCCAGGGAGCCAUGACCAAGGCCCUGGAACUGUUCCGGAAGGACAUCGCCGCCAAGUACAAGGAGCUGGGCUUCCAUGGCUAA